GCAUUGUCUUUUUCUUCAGUUCCAGCCAUGUUGUUUACAUUCGUUGCUAUAUAACGUCAAGCGUCUGACGAGUACCUGUCAACCGCUCCAAAGACAAUGACACUUCUGGUUUACUUCCUGUAUUAAAAGUGAAAGUUGGCCCAGCUGAGAAAUGGCUCAGAACGUUCAGAUUUGUGAAAUAAGCAGCGAUGUGAAAGACAGACUGAAGAAGAUGAGAUUCCGCAAAGAAAAGAAUGUGGCUGCCCUCUUGUUGAAAGUGGACAUUGCCAGUAUGACUGUAGUGCUGGAUGAAGAAUAUGAGGAUACAAAUAUUGAGGACGUGCAAUCUGAGCUUCCCGAGCAUCAGCCCAGAUUUCUCGUGAUCAGCUACGUGUAUAACCACGGCGACGGCAGGAUCUCAUAUCCACUCUGCUUUAUCUACAUCUCACCUAGCGGCUGUAAACCAGAGUUAUGCAUGAUGUAUGCUGGAACCAGGAAUGUGUUGCAGAAAGAAUUAGGAAUUACAAAGGACUUUGAAAUACGAAGUACAGACGAGCUAACAGUUGAAUGGCUGGAAGACAAGCUACGAUUCUUCAAAUAGGUCUUCCAGAAACAUGAUCUCUGAUCUUAGUUCUAUGCACAGCAAUGUAACACCAUUAAGUACAUGCUAUUCACAACUAACUUGUUUUACAACUGUGAGAAGAAAACGUUGUUUUUUACAUGGUUUAAUAAUUAUAGGUUAUUAGACGUUUCACUGUACAAUACGGAGAUAUAUUUGGACGAGCACACAGUUUGAAGUCAUAUUGGACAGGCCGUUAUGCGAGUCCAAUAUGACUUCAAACUGUGUGCGAGUCCAAAUAUAUCACGUAUUGUACAGUUUAAACGUCUAAUAAAUUUUUUAUUUUAUAUCCUCAUUACCAAACCAGCUUUCCGUAUUUUUAUUUUCAUUCAUUGAUUACGCACUUUAUGACGUAUCUCGUGUGACUUCAUUUCUCUGACGAAACAUACUAGUAUAAGCAAGACUCUGCAUUUUAGGGACAACAAUAUGGAGGUGGUAGUGUUUAAUAAAUCUAGUAGCAAAUUAUACCAUUUUGAUAGCAUUGAACGAAUCCAAAAGGCAAAACGUAUUUCGGAUUGUGUGUUUGUCAUGCAUAAUUGUUAACUUCGAUAGGAAUAAAACAACUCGCUCCGACAGGAUUACGAAUUCGUAAAUUGUGUUUUGGCCUUUGGGUCAGAAUGGUGAGCAUGUGUACAAACGCUAUCAACAAAUACUGUGGUUUAAAAUACAUUUCGAUAAAUGGAUGGAAGAACAGAAAAUGGGAAAUGGAAAUGCAUAUCAUUGUAAUUUAGUUGUUAUUAGGCUAGCAUUGGAUUAAAGUUGUCAUUGAGGUUAAUAAAAUUGAUUUUUUGUUUUGCUGUUGCAUAUUUGUUUUCAAUUUCUAGCAAUAACAAUAUCACUUGCUUUUGCACUUUUUUAAAUUUCUAACAAUAAAAAUUAAUUAAAUAUCACAUUCUCGAUUCGUUUUUUUUAUUUCCUCUCAUAUUUUCAAUAGGAAAGUAUUAAAAAGAGACAUACAAGCAAAAUAUCGCCUGUGUGAAUCGAUUAUAGUACAUUCGGAUACUUUUUCUCGGUAACGGCUUUUAUCGUUAUAAAACAAUUGCUUAGUGCACUUGUACUCAACUGUCCAAUAUGGAAAAAAUACAGACUUUUUGGAUCCAAUACCGGAAUAUAUUGGACGGUCACGUGGUACAUAUGAAGAAUGCCGAUUGGAUGAAUUUAUUGUAUAUAGAAUAAUAGUUUUUAUCCCACUUUUAUAGCGAAUUCGGUUGAUUAAAGCCCCAUUGAUUAAAUAUCAUAUAUAAUCAACAGCAGGAAAUGACGUCAUUAUUUCGACGAAAUGACGUCAUAAAGUCAGCAAAAUUAUUCAGGGAAACUAAUUUUGUUUAAAUAAAAAGGUUUACAAAAUAAGAAGUGGGAUAAAUAGAAUAAUAGAUAAGUGUUGAUUAUAGAUCAGGUUUAUCAUGCUCUGCACGAAAAUGAAAAAGCACUCGCCAAGGCUGGUGCUUUUUGUUUUCUAAGCCUCGCAUGAUAAACCUGAUCUAUAAUCAACACUUGCCUAUUAUUCUCUAUUUUUCACAUGUCUGUAGUGUAGUGUUUUUUUUGCAUCCAGUUUUUGAUGUGCAGUAAAAUCAUUUUGAUAUGUUAUACUAUGGCAUAGUCCCAUUUUGGUUAAUCACAAUAUUUGAACUUAAAAAUUUGACAAAUUAGCUCAUGUUCUUCUCACAUGUGUAAAAAAUGUGGUUUGUGAAAAAGAUGCACAGCAGAAUUCUGUUUGUAACCUCUUCUAUUGCAAUGUUCAAUUCAGGUACCUCUUCGUGGUUUUACUAUUGUAAUUUUUUUACAUUAAAGUGUUAUACACAAACGGGCAUUUUGUCUGCUUUUAACUGUUUCAUUCAGUUAAGUACAGUAUUUUGUGACAUGGAUAAUUGUUAUUUUAAUUGACAUUAUAUUUUAUCAAGGCUUACUUGCCAUGUUAAGUCUUUUCCUUGUCUAUUGUUUUUUUUUCAAUGUAAAAAGAAAUCAGGAAGAUGUUUUCAAAGACUUAAAAACGAAAAUAUUGGAAAACUUAUUAUUUCAUAAUCAUAAUGACAAUAAUAAGGAAAUCAAAGGGAAAUCAAAACACUAUAACUUUGUAUUUAUACAGUUUCCAGUAAUAAUUAGAAAAUAUGUGUGAUAUUUAUUGUUUGUAAGAUUUCUUUUUCCAGAUACUAGUUACAAUUUUUAUAUCAUAUUAUUUGAUCUUAUUAUUAUUCUAACAUAUCAGGUAUUACCAUGAAAUGUUAAUGAAAUAUUUAUAAUUAAAUGAAACUGUUACUAACGUCUAAUUAAUCAUAUUAUUUUAUUUCAUAGUGAAAACUUACACCUUAGUUUAUUGUGUGAUAUUUUUAUCAUUCUUUUGUUUGUUGGUUUCUAUGGAAAUGCAUUCCAAAUUCGUAUCCAAAACACAUGCAACAUGUAAAUGAACUCAUGACACUUUAUCCCUGCAAAUUAAACUAGAUAUUUAUAAGCUAGACUAUCUGAUUUAAUUAUAAGAUGGUGCAAUACUAAUAAAAUUAAAUUGACUGCCUUUGAUUUUAAACCCAUACGCAAGUAUUAUGUUAAGAUUUUGUUCAGAAGCGACCACAUUUGUUUUAUCUUAAAUUUGUCCAACAGAUGAUGCUAAGUAGGUUAUCUGCAACUGAUUUCAAGGAAUAUGUUUUUACCAAUAUUAAAUAUGUGUCCAUAGGACAAACUUUUUUGGAGUUGAAUGGAUACAAAUAAGUAUUUAUAGCUGUUCUAUGUUCUAUCUGAUGAAGCUCCUAUUGUAAAAUACAAGUCUAUAUAAAGAACUCUUUGCUACCAUAAUAUGCAGUAACAAAGUAAUUUCCCUUUACUGCAACCAAUUCAUUCUAUCUCUAAUAUUUAUAUACACAUUUGAUAUUUAAUCACCCAUAUGAUGUAUACUAUUCUCUUUGGCCUUAUGGUGCUUACAUAAUUGUUGAGCCUUUAAACUGUUAGUUUUCUGGCUAACGAGAUACGAUUUGUAUUACUCAUAAUUCUGUAAAGUAUUCUUUUGAGACAUCUUAUGCUGAAAUACCUAUUUGAGUCAACAUUGUUUUGCCUUUGGGACCAUUGGUUACAUAUUGAUUACGUAUUUCACCUUUUUGGUGUCACAUAUAUUUUCGAUAUGUUGAUUUUAUGAGUGCAAUGUUUUAAAUCAAUAAAAUAGAGAAUCUUGUUUAAA
Molecule: messenger RNA, 3764 nt
Organism: Dreissena polymorpha
Lineage: Eukaryota; Metazoa; Mollusca; Bivalvia; Myida; Dreissenidae
Product: glia maturation factor beta-like
Exons: 6
Coding region: 152-580 (142 amino acids)
Biological process (GO): negative regulation of Arp2/3 complex-mediated actin nucleation; actin filament debranching
Cellular component (GO): actin cortical patch
Molecular function (GO): Arp2/3 complex binding; actin binding
Source: RefSeq, a predicted model, not a curated record